Ostertagia ostertagi is the source of this 2559-nucleotide messenger RNA. The record is from the annotation of a GenBank genome assembly. NCBI's taxonomy places the organism in Eukaryota, Metazoa, Nematoda, Chromadorea, Rhabditida, Trichostrongylidae.
AUGAUUACUUCUAGUCUACGGUGUCGAGACUAUUUGCAAUUUCGCAAAGAAAUAGAUGGCCCUGCUGCAUGCCAAGAGCGCACUUCGUUGCUGAUGUAUUCGCACUAUCCGCGUCAGGUGUGCGUGGAUAGCAGCAUUGGCGGCGGCGCGGCCACAUUUCGAUCGUCACCUCGAGCGCUGAUCACCUACGAAGUGGUGGAAGCACAGCAGGACGACGUGAUGCAGAUGACCAAUGCGGCCCAGCAUCAGCACUUGCAGAACUCGCCGUCUGUCCCGGAAAACAGCCUCGAUUCGACAGAUUCCAUUGCCGAGACACCACGCCUCAGUCCGCAACACCGCCGUAUCGCCCUUCGUAAUCGCGCUCGAAAAACGUCCACUCGCCAGAUGAUCCUCGACGAGGACGAAAUGCUCAAGAUACCUAGCCCAGAGAAGCUAAAUAGUAUGAUGCGUGGUGUGGAGCUGAAUGUGUACGCUACUGGCACUGCUCCACAUCCUCACACUCCGCAAACUCCACAACCGCCGUAUACUCCUAACGGAUCGCGAUUUUCUCAGCCGACGGCAUCACCCCACUACGCGGCUGACAUGAGGUCACCACCGUUGAUGUCGCCAACACAAGCACCAAUGGCGCCCCAGGCAGCCAUGCCACGUCCAGUGAGCAAUGGUACGCCGAAAUGUCAACAACAACGCAAUCCGUAUGGUUCCACACGCAACAACUCGGAUGAAUUCCUAGGCCAGUCUUCACGAAGAAGCUAUGGUAUUUCAGUUCAUCCGGAUAUUUGCUUGGCGGGUUGUGUAUUGCAUAUGUUCGAUAUGGAUCGCAUGUUCACGGAUAAACUGGACCUACCAAAUAUUGUGUUGGCAAUCCGAAUGCACGGCGGGGAUAUAGAAUUUGGAGCAAAGGCCUAUGCGGAGCGAGCCGGGGCGAUUACGCACGUCAUUGUCGAGUCUAUAAGGACCCAACACGCCCAUCUGGUGCGCAGCUUACUGUCUUCUUUAGUUUUCUGUUUUAUGUACGCUACUGGCACUGCUCCACAUCCUCACACUCCGCAAACUCCGCAACCGCCGUAUACUCCUAACGGAUCGCGAUUUUCUCAGCCGACGGCAUCACCCCACUACGCGGCUGACAUGAGGUCACCACCGUUGAUGUCGCCAACACAAGCACCAAUGGCUCCCCAAGCAGCCAUGCCACGUCCAGUGAGCAAUGGCGAAAUGGUCACACAACCAAUCCGUAUGGUUCCAACCCCGCAGCAACCGGUGAUUCCUAGCCAGUUUUUCACGUAUGAACCGAAUCUUCUUAUGAAUGUUCAUUAUUCCGGAUAUUUGUUUGGCGGGAUUUAUGUGUAUUGCAUAUGUUCGACAUGGAUCGCAUGUUUACGGAUAAAUUGGACCUACCAAAUAUUGUGUUGGCAAUCCGAAUGCACGGCGCGGGAAUAUAGAAUUCGGAGCAAAGGCCUAUGCGGAACGAGCCGGGGCGAUUACGCACGUCAUUGUCGAGUCUAUAAGAACCCAGCACGCCCAUCUGUGCGCAAUUCUGAGAACAGCGCUUUCUCCACGUUGAUUCUUCUCGUGGCAUUCGACGAAAGAAGGGCCCGCGAUGAAUUCAUGUGGAGGCCAUGGGACGAGGUCACCCGUACCUUAGCCGUCACAAUAAUAUUCUUAUUGCUAAGUCCGGUGGCGUUGAAAAAGUCGAGAAGGCACGUGAAUGGGAUAUCCAAGUGGUUAAUUAUCAGUGGCUGGCUGACAACUAUGCUGGUCAAAGGGUGGAAGCUGAUAAUCACAACCGUAUCAGUUGCUUGGAAAAUGCCGCUGAUUGUAUCCCCCGAGCAAUGGCGACGUUCGUUUGAUACUAAGCAAGCGGUCGAGAACGAUGAAGGCGUCUUCCCGAAUAAGAAGUUGCGCAAGGAACACAAGAAGUCCGGCACCACGCAUCCCGCAUACGUGGUUGCGUUCAGUGGAAUCGAUGAUGAAAAUAAGCAUGUCUUAACUCAGAAACUCCGAUAUUUGGGCGGGCGAGCGUGUGAGGAGGUGUCUGAAUGUACACACCUGGUGACAACGAAUGGUCGUCGCACGGAGCGGCUACUGGAGGCGAUUUGUUUGGGCAAAAACAUCGUGAAUCCUUACUGGAUAGUGCACGGAUAUGAAUGUCGACAGUGGAUGGAUACGCUAGAUUACUUUCUUCAUGAUGAAGAUCAGGAGCGGCAUUUGGGCUACAAUUGCAAGCGUAGCGUUGUCAGGGCACGGCACAAGAAGGAUGUCCAGUUCUACAUAACACCAUCAGUGGAACCGAGUCGUGCAGUGCUAACAAAAUUGAUCAGACUAGCAGGUGGCACAGUACAUGAAGAUCGUCCAGCUCCGGCUGAUAUAGCUGUCUACAACACUGAUAUGAUACUGAUAGCACUGAUGCGUCAAGAACUCGAGCCGCAUCCGCUUUAUCGAGUAAGCACGGCAUCUUUGGCAAGGCCAACGCCAGCACCUUCGUCUCAACCGCCAUCGACACCUGGCCAUCCGCAAUUCCGCUCAACGCCUUCGCAACCACAGCCGCAUCGAGUCAAAGCCUAG